This is a messenger RNA of Varroa destructor (honeybee mite), 2331 nucleotides long. RefSeq lists its product as uncharacterized. The record is from RefSeq and is a predicted model, not a curated record. NCBI's taxonomy places the organism in Eukaryota, Metazoa, Arthropoda, Arachnida, Mesostigmata, Varroidae.
ACAAGCCUUCUUACGAAGUAAUUAAUAAAUAAUUACAAGAGCUAAACCCAGCUUUACUUAAAAACGUAUCUCCAAAAUCGAAACACAAUGCAGUAACAUGAUUGUGAUUAGGUUUCCGAAUAUAAAACUUGCCCAAAUUUUGUGGCUUAUCUAUUUAAAACACCUCCCUACCAUUAGCUUUGAUGCCCGCGCUUAUUUUUGAAUCACCAACACCGAAAACUUAAAAUCACAUCUACCAAAAAGGCAAUAAUAAAUCUCGGUGAACUAUUCAAAGCAACCUAUAUAAUCAGGCAAAGAUGUUAAAUUGUGUCUGAUAAAUUUUGAUUCAUUAUCGAGUUGAAAUACGGGGCUACCACUCUUUACCACAACGUUCUUGCGGCACGCCGUACGGCGCUAGAUCUCCUCAAGUAAUCCCAUUGUAAAUCUUGAUACGAACUUGCUAUAGGCCAUAUGCCAGGCCGCCUCUCGUUAUUUUAUGACAUCUCUCCGGGGAACUGCAUCCGCUACACUAAGCGAAUGGACGAUCAUGUCAAGCCACCUAAACAUGCCUAAAUUUGCUGUUAGCAAAUUUGAUCGAGCUUCCUAGCAGUGUACAACUGAUGUUAUUGAACCUAUAAGUUGAAUCGACUUGGCUAUUGUCCAGUGUGAAUAAAGAAGAUUAUUUUCCUGAAAUGAACUUCGUGCAGACGAUCGGUACGUGUAUGAGACACUUAGCGUGUAAAUGUUCAACAUUCCAGGAUGCAGAUUAAUUGUUGUCAUUUCUAUGUUCGCUGAAGGCUGGUGCUUAGAGGGGGCGCUGUACAGAAGAUCAUGUUCUAGUUUCAGGGCUUUGCAGGCCAGCACGAAGCUCUAACAUCGUGCGAAUAGCUUGUCCAGCUCUCCCAAGUUCCGUCGGAUGCGACAACUCUAAAACGCCUGUUUUGAAAGUUGUAGUAGUAGUAGUAUAGACAGCGAGGGCCGCUAUUCUGUUAAGCGCUCGUAUCUCAUUGUUAUAAUUCCCUCGCCGAGCUUCGAGCUUACGAGUUUGAGAAAUAUAUGAAUAAGAUCUCUGGUUUAAGGAGCUAUGAGGCGGCAGCUGGAUACCGUGUACAUUCGUGCCUAUGAAAUUAGACAGAAGAGCGAUCUCGGCAAUGUUCGACGACAGCACCUAUGUCCUGCCGUACAUAGGCUAUACCACUUGGAAGAUGGUUACGAAGAAGCCCAGAAAACCAAGCAUAAAAUGUUAUUCUAUAUACCGUACAGGCACGAACUAUGUGAUGAAAUAAAAAUUGUUACAAUCCUUAUAUAGACUCACAUGCAUAUGACGACGAGCAAAGAUAAUUACUCGAUGUGGAAGAAUCGCUUUGAAGUACGGAUCAGUGUUAUUGGAAAACGCUUAAUUACUGGGCUUUCAGGCUUUAAGAGCUGUGGAAUUUAAUGGCUAUCCAUAGGAACGGGCUCCUGUGAUGAACAUCCAUAUAUAUGAGCUAACUAUAUACUUGUAUGACUAAAACAUUCCUGGUUGACACAUAACUUUUCCAUAUCAAACAUUCGGAUCUAUCGCGCCUGCCGUGUGCGAUGUCCCAACGAAAAUCGGCACAAGUAUUCUGCAUCGGACCGAUGACGGCUUUUGCUGACCAUAUGGAAUGUUAUGAAUGUACGUGGGACGCUUAUCACAAGGUUGAUAGCGCGGCGAGGAAGCAGAAGCAAAAAGAACUACAGGAUUUUGGUAAAAUGAGUUAUCCUUUAAAAUGGAUGCUUCCAAAUUCAACAUUUUUCGGCAACGAGGCAAUAUCUACCUAUCCGGAAAAGGCGGAUCUAGAACGCCUAUGCUCUAAAUGUAGCCUAGGACCUAGUACCGUAUGUGUGAAGUGGAAGUUCUUCACAUCAGUCAAAAAUAAUCCACUAAAUGUAACCUGGGGCUGUGUGUCAUCGGUGGAACGAGGCUGUUUUGAGGAAAAGGCUGCAAAGGACCUAUACAAAGAGGCAAUCAGAACUCACGAGAUGAGUCCUAUUGUGGUCGGAAUUGUGAAAUGUACUUAUCGAAAAGGAACGCGUCCAUCAUUGAGCGACUCGCGGGAAAUUCAAGGCAUUUCCGUCGUUCUCGUUGGAGUAUGUUCUUCAGUACACUGGAUUACUCACGGUACCGCCACACUUUGCGCAGCUACCGGCUAGGACCACCUUCAUCUUUCACCUAAAUACAAUGCUGUUUUAAUGCAAAUCAUCACAGAGCGAUAGAAUAUCAAAUAGACAGGAGAGAGGAUGAUUUGACGAAACCUAUCUACCCAGGGACCUACUUCAACUACGUUAUAGACCACUGGAAAAUUUAAAAAAAAACAUUUGUUAAAUACC